AUGCACAACGCGAUCAACUUUCAUAAUGCAUCUGUAGACGAUAUUCUCUCCCUCGAUAAGAUUCGGGCGAGCUUGCAGCGGAUGGAAGAGUCGAUUGUGUUCCGUGUGAUUGAGCGUGCCCAGUACUCGCACAAUGCACGGAUGUACGAAGAGGGCGCUUUCCCUGAGCUGCGCGAGAAAGAGCACUGGACAGGCACAUGGCUCAUGUACCUGAUUCAGGAGACCGAGUCGAUGCCCGAUGAGCACCCGUUCACGUCCCGCGAGCACCACCCGUCCCCCAUUCUGCGCCCGCUGGACUACCCGCAAGUGCUGCAUCCACACCAUGUGAAUGUCUCGAAAGAGAUUCUCGACUUUUACGUGAACGACACUGUGCCGCGCGUCACGUCGAUGCACGGUGACAAGUCGGACGAUGGCAACUAUGGCUCCGCUGCGAUGUGCGAUAUUGAUGCGCUGGGCUCCAUUGCCCGCCGUAUCUAUUUCGGGAUGUUUGUCUCGGAAGCCAAGUUCCGUGCGGACCCAGCCGCUUUCAUCCCUCACAUCCAAUCGCGCAAUGCCGAGGCGCUGGCGGCGCUGAUUACCAAGCCGGCCGUCGAGAAAGUGCUCUUGGCGCGCGUCGCCCAAAAGGCCGAGGUGUACGGCCAAGACCUGAACCAGACUUCCCCCGAUCCCUCCUCGAUGCAGCGCAAGAUUGAUGCCGGGGAUAUCGUGCGACUCUACGAAGACUUCAUUAUUCCUUUGACCAAGAAAGUCGAAGUGGACUACCUUCUCGAGCGCAGUCUGGAUGGACUGAGCGAAGCGGAGGUGGCCACGUUGGCCCACCCUUCUUCAUAG
Molecule: messenger RNA, 831 nt
Organism: Malassezia pachydermatis
Lineage: Eukaryota; Fungi; Basidiomycota; Malasseziomycetes; Malasseziales; Malasseziaceae
Product: chorismate mutase
Exons: 3
Coding region: 1-831 (276 amino acids)
Biological process (GO): chorismate metabolic process; aromatic amino acid biosynthetic process
Cellular component (GO): cytoplasm
Molecular function (GO): chorismate mutase activity
Source: RefSeq, a predicted model, not a curated record